Owenia fusiformis is the source of this 2610-nucleotide messenger RNA. The record is from the annotation of a GenBank genome assembly. NCBI's taxonomy places the organism in Eukaryota, Metazoa, Annelida, Polychaeta, Sabellida, Oweniidae.
GCCCCAUCAUACACUCAUUAUGGAGGUUACAAUGACCUGAGCACUGCUAGCGAUGAUGAUGUAAGAAUGUCAGCACGACCUGCAUCUCAUAGAGGCCGUCCUGGCUCAAGCCGUGGUCGACAAGCCACUGAGCAAGAAGAAAUUCCUGAUCGACCUGGAACAAGUCAUGGAGGUCGCAAUGAUGAAAUCCCUGAACGACCCGGAACAAGUCAUGGAGGUCGCAAUGAUGAAAUUCCUGAACGACCCGGAACAAGUCAUGGAGGUCGCAAUGAUGAAAUCCCUGAACAAACAGAGACAAGGCAUGGAGAUCGUGAUGAUGAAAUCCCUGAACGACCCGGGACAAGUCACGGUAACAAUGCAAAUGGACAUCCAACAUCGAUUAAUGAUGAUCACAAUGAUGACUAUAUUAACAAUGAUGAGUUGAGCAAUGAUGUUCAAAGUAUUCGCUUUGAUGAUGAUUCAAACUAUUAUAACGAUGAUGAAGAUGAGGUCAUCAAUGAGGUGCAAAGUGUGAAUAUGAGGUCAGAUGACCCAUAUGAUGAUUAUGUUAUUACUGAUGAUCAACAGGCAGCCAUGUUGGAAUUACAACACCUUCAGGAUGAAGAAGAUUAUCCAAUAAAUGAUGAACCAUUGGAGUAUGAUGUCACAGAAAGGCUAAAACAACUGAACGCUGAGCUUGCUGAGCAGCCAGAUCCCGAAGAGGAAGAAAGAGAGAGGACAAUCACAUUUAAGGAGGGCUUAGUAGCUGGCUUUGCUGCACCUCCAGAUUACUCUGGAGAUGAAGAAGAAGAAGAAGAUGAUGCAAUACAUAACUCUGACACUGAGGAAGGACAGGGGGAUGGCUUCCAACAAAAUGGUAGACAAGAAAACCAGGAGGACCCCAAUGGAGAAGAACAAACUGAGGAACAUUCUGAUGCUAAUGACCUUGAAGUGCAAAAACUGACUCUGAAUGAGAGCAACACUGAACAAUCUGGACAACAAAGCAAAAAUUCAGAAAAAAGUAGUGAUCAAAAAGGAAAUAAAGUUCUCAUAGAACGUGAUGGAAAAUUUGAGCUCAUUGAUGCUGAUGAUGUCAGAGCGCAAGAACUCGGUCUUUCCCCUGCUGAUCCUUACACAGAACCCCAACCGCCAAAUAAACCCCGCCCAUCAACUGCCAAUCAAAGCCAAUCGCGACAAAAAAGAACAAUGCAGAAAAAACGUUCUCAAUCAGCUGGUACAUCGCGGCAAAAUGAAAUGGAUGGUUUUGAUUAUAAUUCUCCAUAUGCAAUAAGCCCAAAUCAGAAAAAGACGCUGCACCAUCAACAAAAAUUGUCAUCUGAAAGAAAUCGUGCUGCGGAAGAACGAAAGCGUGAAGAGGAGCAGGAAAGACGCAAGGAGAAUGAAGAAGCAUUCGAGGCAUGGCUCAAACAAAAGCAGGAAGAAAACAGACAAAAGCGCAGACAAGGAAAAUCAGAGGUUCGUUCUAAAAAGGAAAAGAAGGAAAAUGAGUCAGAAAAUUGUUUCGAGGAGUGGUGCAAAGUGAAAAAAGAACAACGAAGGAAGGAAAGACAACUCGAGCAGGAAAAACAAAGAGAAAUUCAAGAUGGCUUCUACAUAAGAAAUCGUGAAGAUUGUGAAAAGUCAUUUAAAAUGUGGCUGAGAAAGAAGAAUAAAGAGUCAAGAGAAAGCCAAAAGAGAAUAAACUCUACAUCUAGACUUGCAAAAUUAUCUGCUCGACGUUCUCGCAAAUCUCUGGCCCUCGCUAGAGCGUUACAACAGGCUCAAGCCUUCCAGUACACAGAUUACUAUGGUUACAGGUGAAAUCUAAAACCUGGAAUCUAGAACUCAAACUAUUUGAGACUAAAAGUCAGAUGAAAUUAAACAAAGAAAUUGGAAUUGGCAGUCUGCCUGAGAUAUCUGUGAUAUAUAUUAUAGGCAUCAAAAGAAUUGUACCAUGGAAUGGAAGAGGACAAUACUAAACAAAGACAGGAGCAAGAUAAUCAUAAAAACAAGUAGAUAUUCGUUAUUUAGCCCAGUAUGCUUAUUCAUUGUACUUAUGGCAGGUUCCUCUCUUUUAGUUAAACAGGUUUCGUACCCGGGUUUCAUAUUGUUCUUGCCUUAUAAUUUACUUCAAUUUUUGGCAUGCAAAAGCAUAUGCCCCAGGUUCUUUACCUCGAGUGAAACUAGAAAUUGACAAGGGGGAACUUUACUGCAACUUUUUUAACAAAUGGGCUUAUUUUUCGGAAAUCAGGCCAUUUUUGUGAAAAGACACAUUUUCAAUAAAAAAUAUUUGCUUAUUUUGAAAUUAGGUCCUUUGGGGUUUGAUAGCUGAAAUUAAUGAAUUCUGCUAAAGAAACUUUUUCCAUAUGGUGUUUAUGCCAAAAAUAGGACAAAAUUGGAGAAGCCACAUUAUAUGUAUUCUUGCUCUUGUUUUCAGUCCAAGAAUAGUAAAUCUGUAUAAAUGUUUCAGUGUUAUAUGUUAUUUAAAUGUGAAUUCAUGGAAAAAAGCUGUGUAUAAUUUAUUUUGUACAUGUAUCUUGUCCACUUCAAAAUAUUCUCCCUGUCCCUGUAUUACCGUUCAAACAGUUGCAAUUUAUAUGUGGUCUAAAGUCAUAUGUGCACGAAUGCAUU